This is a messenger RNA of Leptomonas pyrrhocoris, 717 nucleotides long. RefSeq lists its product as hypothetical. The record is from RefSeq and is a predicted model, not a curated record. The transcript has a single exon. NCBI's taxonomy places the organism in Eukaryota, Euglenozoa, Kinetoplastea, Trypanosomatida, Trypanosomatidae. The coding region runs from base 76 to 717 and encodes 213 amino acids.
AGAAGGUACUUCUCCCAUUAGUCCAGUAAUCCGCUGUUUCUGUUUUCUUUAUCCCCCCCCCCACUCGUCCACGCAAUGCUCUGCCGCCUCAACCUCAACCGCAUGCUUGUCUCGCCGGCAACGACGUCGUCACGAGCGGCUACGUCGUCGAUAACGCGCCACAACCCCCUGCGUGUUGCGCAGCGACGGUGCGCCACGCAGGCAGAGGCAAAGGCAUCUACAGAAACGGCACAGAAGGCCACGUCGGCUGCCGGCGGUGCGGCGGAGGCGAAGGCCGCGCCACACGCCAAUCCCGCCUCGCACAGGCCACAUCGCAAGGACUGGCGGACGCACAAGGACAUCGUGUACGUCAAGGGUGUACCGGCGAAGGGCAGUCUGUUCAAGCUGCCCCUGACGGAGCAGUUUAUCAUCUGCCUGGUCUUCUCAGUGGCCGGCACCGGGGCUGUGUACCUGGUUCGUCCGCAGAUUCGCUACCUCUGCCACCACGGGUUUCUCGGGCUCACAGAUGAGGCGGGGUGGAGGAACGGCCCGUGGCUCUACCGUGUUCUGUACUGCCUCAUCAUGUUCCCGUGCUACUCGAUGAUCUUGUUUGUCUGUGGUGGAUUUUUUGGCCGUCGCAUUUGGUUCUCGUUUAUGAUCCACAAGAUGUGGUCGCGCUUCCUGACCCGCAACGCCUCGAAGCGGCUGGCGUACAUGCUGGACAUUCAGCAUUAUUGA